GGCCGGCAUGUGGAGCAGCAGUGUCUGAAUGAGCGGAGCAGCGCGAAGGAAGAGGCUGCCCUGAGGAGGACGGCGCGCCACGAUUAAGCCCCGCCCCCCCUCCUCUCAGCUGUAUACGGGAACCAUAAGUACAAAACGUGGUGUGAAACCACCCUUACUUAGGCUAAGUUCAUAUUGCUGUUGUGCUCUGUCCCGUUCUGGGUCUGUUCGGCUCCUUUUUGCGCUGAACGCCUCCAAUAAACAGGUUGGAGCACAACUGACUCCAUUGGGUCACCACUGAGCCCCAACGAAUCCAAUUAACUUCAAUGGGGUCCGUCAGUGAUCUGGUAGUUUACCCGAGUUUUUAGCCCAAAAAAAUGUAAUUGUGCAUGCAUCAUUUUUUUCUCCGGUCGUUUUGGCGGAAUUGGCGACAGAGCACAAAAUAACGGAGUCUAUUAAAGGAGUAGUCUAGCCUAAAAACGAAUAGGGGACAAGUGUCAGAUUGCGCUGGGUUGGACCCCCUGUGAUAGGGGAUACGUUUUUUUUUUUUUAGACUGGAUAACUGCUUUAGGGCCAGGGAAUUUUAAUGACUUUCUCUGAGGACAUAUUCCAGACCUAUCUCAUAUAAAUAUGAGAUCUUAGCGCACUGAUGGGAGACAGGGGGACCUGCCAAAUAAAACAAAUUACCAUCGAAAGGAGUAAAAGUUGAGGAACUAGUAGUUCCUGUUCACAUCACAGUUUGGAAGGGACGGGGAGCUGUACACACAUCUUGUCUGAUACUGAACCAUGAAGCUUGUCGCUCUGCUGUUCGCUCUCUGUUUCACCAAUGCAGCGGCUUUCCGAAUUUGUUCAUUUAACAUUCAGAGUUUUGGAGAAGCAAAGUGUUCCAAGCCAGAAGUAAUGAAUGUCAUUGUGAAGGUCAUAUCUCGAUGUGACAUAAUGCUACUGAUGGAGAUCAAAGACAGCACAGACAAAGUGAUGAACAUACUGAUGGCAAAACUGAACAGUCAACCAGAGAAGAAAGAUGAAUUCAAUGUAAUCAUUAGCCAGAGACUUGGACGCAAGACUUACAAAGAGCAGUAUGCAUUUAUAUAUAGGAAGCAGCUGGUUGCUGUGAAAGCUGUGUAUCAGUAUAUGGACCACCAGGAUGGAGAUGUGGAUGCCUUUUCAAGAGAACCUUUUGUUGUCAGGUUUCAAACCUAUAAAAAUGAUUUUGUGAUCAUCCCUCAGCAUACAACCCCCGAGGCCGCAGUCCGUGAAAUUGAUGAACUCUAUGAUGUAUAUCAAGAUGUGAAACAGAAAUGGAAAACAGAGAACUUCAUCUUUAUGGGGGACUUUAAUGCUGGCUGCGGUUAUGUUCCCAAAAAGUAUUGGAAGAACAUUCGCCUCAGGACCAACCAGGAAUUUGUUUGGCUGAUUGGAGAUAAUGUUGACACAACAGUAAGGAGCAGCACGAAAUGUGCCUAUGACAGGAUUGUAGUUCAUGGUAAGAGGCUCUUGAACGCUGUGGUGCCGGGCUCUGCCACGGUGUUUGACUUCAUGAAGGAGUAUGGACUGACAGAAGCUCAGGCCUUGGAAAUCAGUGACCAUUACCCUGUGGAAUUCCAGCUGAACCAAAUGCGUAAAAUGAAACUUUCCUCCUCUUCAAGAUAAAUGUUGUUUUUCUUAUUUUUUGUUAAAAUGAAGUCAGUUAUAUCUAUACUGAUACAUCAAGCUGUUCUGAUACACCAAAUUACUAUAAAAAUAAAGUGAGUCAAAAUGACUAAACAAAGUUUUGUAUAAG
Hyla sarda is the source of this 1762-nucleotide messenger RNA. It is a transcript of the gene DNASE1L3, whose product is annotated as deoxyribonuclease 1 like 3. The record is from RefSeq and is a predicted model, not a curated record. The transcript is spliced from 8 exons. Gene Ontology annotation, biological process: DNA catabolic process. NCBI's taxonomy places the organism in Eukaryota, Metazoa, Chordata, Amphibia, Anura, Hylidae. Gene Ontology annotation, molecular function: DNA nuclease activity. The coding region runs from base 766 to 1632 and encodes 288 amino acids. Gene Ontology annotation, cellular component: nucleus.